Molecule: messenger RNA, 1104 nt
Organism: Cladophialophora immunda
Lineage: Eukaryota; Fungi; Ascomycota; Eurotiomycetes; Chaetothyriales; Herpotrichiellaceae
Exons: 1
Coding region: 1-1104 (367 amino acids)
Source: RefSeq, a predicted model, not a curated record
AUGGCUCGUGGCGCUGGGAAGCGAGCCAACAAACCGGCUGCCAGCGCGACUGCCCACACAAAACCACCUGCGAGUACUGUCACCGGGCCUCCCACCCCGUUUCAAUACGCCCCAACUUCGCUCAGACCCUUCCUAUCGACCCUUCCUACGGACCACAUAUACCUGGUUCACCUAGACCACACACCGCCGAGUCUCAAGAAACGUGUAUUCGCCGUCCCCGUCCUCCUUAAUCUGCUCAUCACGAUCGGACUCUGCAUUCGCCUCUACUAUGCCGUACCAAUCUACCUCGAACAAAUCAUUACCAUAUUCGGAUAUGACACUGCAUAUAAAAUUGACACUGCGACUGCGGGAGUGGGAGAACUUAUGAAUGCUGUCACGUCACGGACUGCCUUGCUCAUGCUCGACUAUGCAAUCUUUGGCUUGCUUGGAAGCUGGCCCAAGGAAUUUGUCUUUGGCAGCAGACUGUUGAGGUUCGUGGGCCCGUGGGAAUGGAGGAGAACCAUAGGCUUCAGGAGUACCGAAAUCAUUGUUCGCAGAGGCAGAAAAUGGGACACACCGUUGCUUGUUGGGGACACCCCAGAGGAGGUAAAGACGUGGAAUUUGGACGAAGAAUUGACCAUCAAAGUCAAAGUCGACCCAGCCAUGCGGACUGCGACUCUUGCGAAGACUGGCUAUCUACUCCUUGACAAGGAUUGGGAUCUCGACUUCAAAGCAAUGCUGGACGCACAUAGGCUGGUGGAGAAAGGUGCGAUCCAACUGAAGGACCUCGAAAAUCUAGCUCUGGUAUUUUAUGAGAAGCAAUGGCUUGUCUGGAAAGUCCAUGAAGCCCCAGACAUUACGGCCAAUGGACAGCAGCAGGACAGCACUGUGGAAAGAUUCAGACGCAUUCUUACAGAUCUUGGUGCUGAAAGCGUCUUCUUCCGUUGGAUUGAGAUCGUCCAGUUUGAAACCUCGCAACCUGGAGGGUUUACGCAAGGACGGCAGGCUGAAGCGAUCCGCGAACUGAGGGCUCGCUUGGAGAAGAAAGGGGUGGAUUACGCCAGAUUUUGGGAGGACAUAGGUGGUCAGGCUGGCCUUCCUGGUUUUGAUGUGCGAAAUCAAUGA